Messenger RNA from Closterium sp. Naga37s-1, 732 nucleotides. The record is from the annotation of a GenBank genome assembly. Lineage: Eukaryota; Viridiplantae; Streptophyta; Zygnematophyceae; Desmidiales; Closteriaceae.
AUGAGCGACCCUAAACUGAGUUUUAGCGAAGCGGAAGAGGCGCGGAGUGAAGCGACGGAGCCGCUCGGCGCGCAGCAGGCGGUGAUGAUCUUCGUGAAGCGGCCGGCGCCGGGGCGCGUGAAGACGCGCCUGGCGGCCGGCGUGGGGGCGGACGCGGCGUGCAACUUCUACCGCGCGUGCUGCGAGCACGUCGUCACCCGGGUCGUGCUCUGCCCCGACCUGUACGUGACUAUAGCGAGGCGCAGAGCCCUCGGCAACCGGUGCUGUGGUGUGGCAGGCAGGCGGGCUUCCACGCAUGUCUUCAUCUUCUUCUCUGAGCCGUCGGAUGAAGGCGAGAUCCGACGGUGGAUGCAGCAGAUGCUGCCUUCCUCCACCUCCCUCCGCUUUGUGCCUCAGGUGGUGGUGAUCGGAACAGACAUCCCUGAUGUGGAUGGUGCAACUGUUGUUGCUGCGCUCUCUGCUCUUAAGCGGCACCGGGUGAGUGGAGGAGAGGGGAGUGGGGACACCAGGCAUCGAGUGAAGCACAGACAGGGUGCUGCAGCAGUCACUCUCUGCACGCCACACCAACCCAAUGCCUGCCAUGGUAUCACAGGCAUGCCUGCCCCCCUUCCUGGCCCCAUCCCCUUGCUCUCCCACCACCAUACCCCAUCAGGGCAUAGAGUGGAGCACAGACAGGGUGCUGCAGCAGUCGCUCUCUGCUCUCUCAGCACUCCACUCCAACGGGGUGGCUGA